AUGUCGGACGCAUGGGAAGAAAUUCAAGCAGUCAAAAGUAAGAGGAAUAGCUUAAGGGAGAAAUUAGAAAAAAGGAAGAAAGAGCGACAAAAUAUACUCGGUGCUACACUAACUAGUAGUGAUAAAAAUGAAGGCUCACCGGUUUCCUCUAGUGGGAAAGAGCGGGCUACUGCAAGCCCGGCAUCGACUAAAAAUGAAAGUCAUGUCCCUAUAGAAAAACCAAAACCAGUCCUAUCUGCCUCUUUAGAGGUCCGCCUCCUCCAAGUGUUAUCAGAUAUGCAAUUGCAAUUACCAGCUACUGCAAGUGCUUUAAUGCCAGGUUUAGGUGAUGUUGAUACUGGAAUUGUGGCAAGUUUAUUACAGAAAUUUGCUACACAAAAGCUUAUUACCAUCAAAGAAAGAACUGAGAGCACAACAGAUGCUAGUAUAGAAGUGGUGAAUGCAGAAUCUGUGAGAUUGGCAGCAGUGCUUGCUGCUUUGAUGGAAGAGCAGUCUACCACAACUAAGAGAAAAGGAGACAGUAAUGUUGAAGAAGGUCCCAAUCCAAAAGUAUCAAAAUCUACAACAGAUGAAAAGAAAACUGGAAAAGAUAAUACUGAUAUAAUGUCUUUACUAGCAAUGCCAUCAAGCCGUGAAAAAGCAGUAAAGAGGGUGGGUGAAGAGAUAAUGGAUCUAUUGAGCAAACCUACGGCUAAAGAAAAGUCUCUUGCAGAUAAAUUUAAAAGUCAAGGAGGCGCACAAGUAAUGGAGUUUUGCCCACAAGGCACUAGAGCAGAAUGUGUCAGAGCAUUCAAAGCCCAAGAUGGUGACAAGCCGGACGCCACUUAUGCAUGCAAGAAAUUACACUUCAAAAAGAUAAUACAGAGUCACACAGAUGAAACGCUUGGAGAUUGUUCAUUCUUGAACACAUGCUUUCAUAUGGAUAGUUGCAAGUAUGUACAUUAUGAAGUUGAUAAUGCUGAUCCUAAUAUAAGUGCGAAGCCGACCACAGAACCCACAUCAAAGGCAGGACACAAUGGUACAAAUGUAGUACCAAAGCCGGAUGGAGUGUUAACACUGACUCCCCCACAAUGGAUACAAUGCGACUUGAGGUACCUCGAUAUGACUUUUUUAGGUAAAUUUGCGGUAAUAAUGGCGGACCCGCCAUGGGACAUUCAUAUGGAACUACCAUACGGGACCAUGUCUGAUGAUGAGAUGAGGUGUCUAGGUGUCCCUCAGCUACAAGACCAUGGACUAAUAUUUUUAUGGGUCACUGGUCGGGCCAUGGAAUUAGGUCGCGAGUGCCUCAAGUUGUGGGGGUACGAGCGCGUGGACGAGCUCAUAUGGGUGAAGACCAACCAGCUACAGCGCAUCAUACGUACGGGACGCACGGGACACUGGCUCAACCAUGGGAAGGAGCAUUGCUUGGUGGGGAUGAAAGGCAAUCCCGACAACUUGAACCGCGGCCUCGACUGUGACGUCAUCGUGGCAGAAGUGCGCGCCACCUCGCACAAACCCGACGAGAUAUACGGCAUUAUAGAAAGACUCAGUCCAGGGACAAGGAAAAUAGAGUUGUUUGGACGACCUCAUAAUGUUCAACCGAAUUGGAUAACCCUUGGAAAUCAAGUAGAUGGAGUACGAUUAGUGGACCCUGAGUUAAUGGCGGCGUUUAAGAAGAGGUACCCCGAUGGAAAUUGUAUGGCUCCUCCAACUCCUGACCCUGGACUAUCA
This is a messenger RNA of Brenthis ino (lesser marbled fritillary), 1710 nucleotides long. Lineage: Eukaryota; Metazoa; Arthropoda; Insecta; Lepidoptera; Nymphalidae. The record is from the annotation of a GenBank genome assembly.